AUGGCAGACACAGAAAUUGAACAAAUAACUGAAACUGAUUUAAGUGUCAAAUUAAAUGGUAAUAUUCGUGCAAGUACUGAACAACUUAAACAAUCAAUUGAUUCACAAAAAACCAAUAAAAUGAUUGAUAAGAAUGAACAGAACCGUGGUUCCAGUUUGAAUUCUGAUAAAAGUCUUAUAGGAAGUAGAAAAUCUUUAUCGAAUUGUAGUAAUGAUGGUGAAGAUGAUUAUUGUGAAAUAAAUGAUGAAGAUAAUGACAGUGAAGAUGAACAUCAAAUUAAUAAUGCAGACUGUAAAUCAGAUAAUAGUAUUAUCGAAGAUGAUCAGACUCUUGACAGUGAAAAUGCAACCAUAAAUAGUGACGAUUUGUGUGAUCCAGAAAACAGUUAUAAUGGUACCAAAGAAAUAAAUAGCAAUGACAAUGAAGAACAAAUGGAAGUCGAUGAUACAGUUGAUGAACAAAAAACAGAAGAUGAUGAACAAAUGGAUGACGAAGAUGACGAUGGCGAUGACGAUGAAGAAGAUGAAAUAAUUGAUCAAAACGAUACUGAAAGUAGGUCAAAUGAGAUAAAAAAAUCAUUAGAAGAUUCUAGAAUUAAUCUUGAUAAAUCUGUGACUAUUGUUAAAGUUCCAGAUCCAAAGCAAAAUUCUGGUAGUAGUGGUAAAAAAAAAAUGAAAAGUUUACCUGAUAUAACCUUAACUCCACGCAGAAGUACACGGAAUUUAAACAAACUCAAAAGUUUUAGUGAUAAAGACGAAGAGAAGAAAGAUAGUGUAAUAGUAGAUGACAGCACUAAAAUUUUACCUCAGAAAUCACCAAUGAUAACCAAACCAAUUGUUGUUAAUGACACUAAAAAAUUAGUAGAAAUUGCUGCUGGAACAAAACAAAAAAGUAACAAAAAAGAACCGACUUUAGUUAUCAUUGAUACUAACAUGUUAACAGGACGAAGUAACUUACCUAUUGCGGUGUCUGUGCAAUCAAACACUUCAAAUAAUGCAAUGAAUGUCACUCAAACCGUUAGUAAAUCGAUUCAAAAUUCCUAUAAUCGAGUGCAACACUCACAAACUACUAUCAAGCCUUUCAUAUUAACUACUACACCAACUGCUGUUACAGUACCUACAAAUGUUCCAAAACCUCCAAUCAUAUUACCAACUCUAACUGAUGAUAUGUUUGUUGUUGAAGCUCCGUCUUUUAUUGUGCCUUAUGUCUAUGAAAAGCCACCCAAAAAACCAUUAAAAGAGUUUGUUGAAAAAAUUGUAAAAAUAAAAGUUUCUAAAGGAGAUGAAGAAGAAAAUCAAUGUGAAGAAUCUUUAGAUAAGAAAAACGAAAAUAACCAGAAGGAAAAGAUAAGUAAAAAAUCGGAAACUAAUGAAAAGAUGGAUGUCGAUGAGUCAGUAAAUGAAGUGUCUGGUUGCGAAAAAAAAACAGAUAAUUGUAAAGAAAAUAGUCCUAAAAAUAAUGAAAAUGGGGAUGAGAAAAUGUUAGAUGAAUCAGAAAGUACUAAAAAGGAUGAUUCAAUUUCCAAAAAUUUGUCUGACUCAACAGAUUUAAAAAAAAGCGAUAGCAUUACCGAUCUCACUGUUGACUCUGAUGAAAAGAAAACUGAUGUUGUUAAACCAAAGAUUCAAAGUCCCAACUAUUUUGAAAAUCCAUUAGGUAAGUUUUUCAUGCAAAUAGGUGUAAACCUUGUUCAAGAGCAUGUUCAACUUGAUCUAUUACGUACUCAGAGAAGAAAAAGAGAUCGCGAAGGUGAUAAAUGUCCCCAAGAAGUUCACAUGGCUAUUAGUUCUUUAAUUAAAACUUUGGAAUUUAGUAAAGAGAAUAAUGAUCCAUUCCAAUUUGGUUUAAAAAAAUGUGAACUAUGUAAUUUUAAAUCUGAAUCAAGUUUAGUAAUGGCUCAUCAUUUAGAGACUCCACAUAUGACAGCCAAUUACUGCUAUAGAUGUAAUUUUUGUACUUUCCAAGUACGUAGUCCUCAUGAAAUUUUACAACAUAUGGAUACACAUAACAUUAGAGGACGCUUAGAAAGAGGUCCAGCUUUACAUCAAUGUCCAAGUUGUCCAUUUGAAGAUAGUUAUAAGGGUAAAUUAACAAGACAUUUGAUUUCUUGUUCGAAAAAAUAUCGACCGGAAAUCAAUCAGGCACCUCCAUUAGAUUGGGAACCUCCAGCAAAAAUACCCAGGGUAUUGCGAAAUAAACCUUCAAUGAGUCCUGGCAAUGCUGUUUACCAAGCAGCUAUGUCUGGAUUUAAACAAUUUCCCAAUCCUAAUAUGUUGCAAUUACAACAGCAACAAUAUAAUAAAAUGGUUCUUGCUUCUGGUGUUAGAGCCCGUGGCCGUACUGUUUUACCAGGACAGCGGUUUCCAGGAAUGGUGCCUUCUUUUCCAACUACACUGCCAAAUCAAACUUCUGGAGGAAUUUUGCUUAAGAAUACUAGUAUCAAACCAAUCAAUCAACCAAUUAUUGUCCCUACACCUUAUUCAAUGAACAAUCACACAUAUCAGCAAAAUUCAAAUAGUAGUAAAUCUGUUCAACAGCCAAGUAUAUCUAUAACACCUCUGCCUCGAUCAUUUCCAUCGAAUAGCACACAGUCAGCUUUUGUGUCUACAAUAUCUAAAUCCAAGCCCCAACAAACUCAGUCGUCAUCCACUUCAACUAAUAGUAGCAACAAACCAACUUUUGUAAUUUGUGAAAUAUGUGAUGGCUACAUUAAAGACCUAGAACAAUUGCGUAACCAUAUGCAGUGGAUACAUAAAGUGAAAAUUCAUCCAAAGAUGAUUUAUAAUCGACCACCGCUUAACUGUCAAAAGUGUCAGUUUAGAUUUUUUACUGAUCAAGGUCUUGAAAGACAUUUACUAGGAUCACAUGGUUUGGUCACAUCUAGUAUGCAAGAAGCUGCUAACAAGGGCAAAGAUGGUGGAAGAUGUCCAGUAUGUGGUAGAGUUUAUCAAUGGAAAUUGUUAAACCAUGUAAGCCGUGACCACUCUAUAUCAUUAAAACCAGCUCAUUUAUCUUACAAAUGUACCGUUUGCACUGCAACAUUUGGCAUGUAUAAACAGUUUGAAAACCAUGUAUAUUCAGCACACAGUAAUGUAGCUAAAAACUCAAACAAGAAACCUCUUGGGAAUCAACCUGUAGCCUCUUCGUCUUCUUCAUCAACUUCUAUAACGUCUUCACCAAAGCCAUUAAAAAUAAAUGAUGAAAUUACCAUAAUACCACAACCACCUAAGAUUCAAAAUUUGUCUGUUAAAAGUAGUAAUAGUAAUAAACAAGUUACAUCCGCUGGAAAACAAAGUUCAACUCCGACAGCAAAGGCCAAAUUUUGA
Molecule: messenger RNA, 3327 nt
Organism: Macrosiphum euphorbiae (potato aphid)
Lineage: Eukaryota; Metazoa; Arthropoda; Insecta; Hemiptera; Aphididae
Source: the annotation of a GenBank genome assembly